CUGCGUGCGCGGCGGUGGGCGGGGUGCUUCGGCUUGGCUGGCGGUCACGAAAAUGGCGGCCGGUAUCCGGGAGAAGCAGACAGUGGCGUUGAAAUGUAUGCUGAACUUCAAUGUUCCUCCUGUUAAAAACAGCAUAGGAGAGCCAGUAUGGAAGGUUCUCAUUUAUGACAGAUUUGGCCAAGAUAUAAUCUCACCUUUGCUGUCAGUGAAAGAGCUGAGAGAUAUGGGCAUCACUUUACAUCUGCUUUUGCAUUCAGAUCGGGAUGCUAUUCCAGAUGUUCCAGCUGUUUACUUUGUAAUGCCAACAGAAGAAAAUAUUGACAGAAUAUGCCAGGAUCUUCGAAACCAGCUUUAUGAAUCUUACUAUUUAAACUUUAUUUCUGCCAUUUCGAGAAGUAAACUGGAAGAUAUUGCAAGUGCUGCCAUAGGUGCUAAUGCAGUAACUCAGGUGGCUAAGGUGUUUGAUCAAUAUCUUAAUUUUAUUACUUUAGAAGAUGACAUGUUUGUAUUGUGUAACCAAAACAAAGAACUUGUUUCAUACCGUGCCAUUAACCGACCAGAUAUAACAGACACAGAAAUGGAAACUAUAAUGGACACUAUUGUUGAUAGUCUCUUCUGUUUCUUUGUUACACUUGGAGGUAUUCCUAUAAUAAGAUGCUCAAGAGGAACUGCAGCUGAAAUGGUGGCAGUGAAAUUAGAUAAGAAGCUCAGAGAGAACCUAAGAGAUGCCAGAAACAGUCUUUUUACAGGUGACACGCUUGGAGCUGGCCAGUUCAGCUUUCAAAGGCCCCUAUUAGUCCUUGUUGACAGGAACAUAGAUUUAGCAACUCCUCUACAUCAUACUUGGACGUACCAAGCUUUAGUGCAUGAUGUUCUGGAUUUCCAUUUGAAUAGAGUUAACUUGGAGGAAUCAACAGGAACAGAAAGUUCUCAAGCAGGUGCUAGACCUAAGAAGAAAAAUAAGAAGUCCUAUGAUUUAACUGCAUCUGAUAAAUUCUGGCAAAAGCAUAAGGGCAGUCCUUUUCCAGAGGUAGCAGAAUCUGUUCAGCAAGAACUGGAAUCCUACAGGGCCCAAGAAGAUGAAGUCAAAAGACUUAAAAGUAUCAUGGGUAUAGAAGGGGAGGAUGAAGGAGCAAUAAGUAUGCUUUCUGAUAAUACAGCUAAGCUAACUUCAGCUGUCAGCUCUCUUCCAGAACUUCUAGAAAAGAAGAGGCUCAUUGAUCUUCAUACAAAUGUUGCAACAGCCGUUUUGGAACAUAUAAAGAGUCGAAAGCUGGAUGUGUAUUUUGAAUAUGAGGAAAAAAUAAUGAGCAAAUCCACUCUGGAUAAAUCUCUUCUGGACAUGAUUUCUGACCCAGAUGCGGGAACUCCAGAAGACAAGAUGCGAUUAUUUCUGAUCUAUUACAUAAGCUCAGCUCAGGCACCCUCAGAGAUUGAUUUGGAGCAGUACACAAAAGCGUUGAUGGAUGCAGGUUGUAAUCUUGCUCCUUUGAGCUACAUAAAACAAUGGAAGGCUUUCACUAAGAUGGCUUCAGCUCCAGCCAGCUAUGGAAACACUACACCUAAACCUUUGGGUCUGUUUUCACGUGUUAUGAAUACAGGAUCACAGUUUGUAAUGGAAGGAGUGAAGAACUUGGUACUGAAGCAACAAAAUCUACCAGUCACCCGUAUAUUGGACAACCUUAUGGAGAUGAAAUCAAACCCUGAGACAGAUGACUACCGGUAUUUUGACCCCAAGAUGCUACGAGGCAGUGACAGCUCAGUUCCAAGAAACAAAAAUCCAUUCCAGGAGGCAAUAGUGUUUGUAGUUGGAGGAGGCAACUAUAUUGAAUACCAAAAUCUUAUUGACUACAUAAAGUGGCAGGAAGCUGAAGUUUCUGAGGAACAAAAGGGUAAACAGAAGGUCACUUGAUAAACAAAGGAGAGGACAGAAGGAACUGAAAACUACAGGAAUAGUCAUGUUGGAUUUUGUGGAGAGUCAGAAGUUGGAUGUAGUUUUUCUUCUGGAACCUGUGGACAGAGGUUACUCCAUCACCAGUUGUCCUCACUGAAGGGUGCUGCGUGUUUCUCUGGUCAGAGUGCAUACUUGGUCAGCAGGAGAAAACCUCCCCAGGGAGAAGACUCCCUUGCCUGUAUUCCACUUAGCUGUUUGCUCUUGAAAAACAAGAAAGGCUAAUGAAAACAUUAGUUGAACCUCCCACCCGCUGGAGACUUGUCUGCCUCUCCCACGUGACUCAACAGGCUUAUCCAAUAACGUUUGCUUUUCCAUGUGGUGCACUUCCAGAAUCUGUUUCAACAGAUGUAGCUUAUUAAUUAUUCUAAUAUUCAGUCAGUCUUCCACCAGAAUAAAAAAGAGAAAAAUCAACAGCUCUGUUCUUGCAAGCAGAUACCACAAAGAUUUUAUUCACUGCUUUGUUUUCUUAAGCACUGUUUUGCCAGUUUGCCUCUGAAAGCACAGAGAAAGUCUUUUGAAAGUUGCUAAAACAGGAAGCAAUGUUCAUUCAGCUUUGAUGUUCUGGGGUUUUUUGGUAGGAGAAUUAGGAGGAACCCUCAAAUCCAUUACUUACAGUUAGAUUGGACUAUCACACAUGGUCAAAAAGCAAAUAUUUUUAAUGUCAGUAAGGCUGAUUGUGCCUUAAAAUAAAUAUAUUAGCCAAGUUUAGUUCAACAUGCUGAAAAUGUGCCAUCAGAAUUGCAAACUUGAGGGAGCCUCCAAGAAGUGACUAACAUACUGAUUUGUAUGAAAAUUUAGCAUGUCCUUUAAUUUCAUUUUGUAGAUCUUUAGAAGGGUGAAACUAAUAUGUGAAUGUUCCAGUCUACAGUCUAUAAUCUGUUUCAGUCUACCUGUGAUAAAUGUCUUGUCAUAAAUGAUAACGUCUAAUUCCAGGAUAGUUUUAAGUCAUUAAAAAAUACUGAAGUUUGAAGAGUUAACUGGGGAUAUUUUAUUUUUAGAUAUUAAGCAAUU
Colius striatus (speckled mousebird) is the source of this 2965-nucleotide messenger RNA. RefSeq names its product sec1 family domain containing 1 (gene SCFD1). Gene Ontology annotation, cellular component: Golgi membrane; cytosol. Gene Ontology annotation, biological process: intracellular protein transport; endoplasmic reticulum to Golgi vesicle-mediated transport. The coding region runs from base 53 to 1912 and encodes 619 amino acids. The record is from RefSeq and is a predicted model, not a curated record. The transcript has 24 exons. Gene Ontology annotation, molecular function: syntaxin binding. Lineage: Eukaryota; Metazoa; Chordata; Aves; Coliiformes; Coliidae.